UUCAAGUUUUCAGAUUUUAUGAUCUAAUUCGACUGGAGCAAUAAUAAUCAUAUUUGGUUCAACGAACCUAAUUUUUACCAGGAACCCAACUGGUGAUUCGCACUGACUUUUCUUGUCAACGUUUUGUUACAUCAAAACGACAGUUUACAAAAUCCCGCACAACGAUCCCAAGUUUAUUUAAUCAAAAUGACUUAAUUUUAACCAUAAAAAUGUAUCCCGAUUUUCUGCAAGUACUUAGGAAACAUUCUGUACAAACGUACGCUUUUUAGGUAGAAGAAUACUUUGAAAUAAGUUCUGGAGCAACUAUAUUACCGUUAAUACUUGAAGGUAUAGGUGUAGCUCCCAACGUGGACAUUUUACCCAACUUUCUGGUAUUUAGGUUGGAUACAAAGAAGAAUACCAUAGCGCAGUGCCCUAUUGAGGUGAAUAAUCCCAAGCGAUUUUAAUAGAUUGAACGUGAAUUUGUUUAUUCUAGAUUAGAAAUAAAAAUGAUUGUGAGCUCCCCAUAACUAUAGAAAAACUAUUUGAAUUGAAGGGUUGCAUUAAAGAAACUGUUAAAAACCAGGAAGCCAAAACAGAAAACAAAGAGGAGAAGGGUAAAGCGGGAAAAGCUGGAAAAGCAGGCAAAGCAGACAAAAAGAACAAAAAAUCUAAGGAAACUUCCAAGGGUGCCAAGAACAAAAAAGAUGAGUUCCCAAAAUUUUCAGACCACUUAAUGGAAGCUGAACAAGCUUCCUUCAAGAAUUUUACAAAGAAAAGUGGCGACUUCUUUUACGACGUUAUAAACGUGGAGCACGACAAAAUCAACUUGGAGCCUAAGUCGACUAAAGUUAUUACCAUCGGUUUUGGUUUGCCCGAGGUCAUUUCAGCAAAAAAACGGGAAGAAAUAAGAAAACUACAAGAGAGAAAGGAAAAGGCCAAAGGCAAAAAAGACAAGGGUGACAAAAAGGCGAAAGCUUCAAAGGGCAGCAAAAAAUCGGGCAGCACAAAGGGCUCCAAAAAGUCCAAUGCUUCAGUGAAGAAGAUGCCCGAAGACCAAGUGUUUUACGUGGCGAAAUACAACAUUAUGUUGAACGAAACAUUUUUGAAAGACAUUAUCUUAAUAAGUACAAUUAUUGGAUAAUAGAAAAAAUGAACUAAUAAA
This is a messenger RNA of Anoplophora glabripennis (Asian longhorned beetle), 1144 nucleotides long. RefSeq lists its product as uncharacterized. Bases 716 to 1123 code for a protein of 135 amino acids. Lineage: Eukaryota; Metazoa; Arthropoda; Insecta; Coleoptera; Cerambycidae. The record is from RefSeq and is a predicted model, not a curated record. The transcript is spliced from 2 exons.